Molecule: messenger RNA, 1021 nt
Organism: Cyprinus carpio (common carp)
Lineage: Eukaryota; Metazoa; Chordata; Actinopteri; Cypriniformes; Cyprinidae
Product: tumor necrosis factor ligand superfamily member 6-like
Biological process (GO): immune response
Cellular component (GO): membrane
Molecular function (GO): tumor necrosis factor receptor binding
Source: RefSeq, a predicted model, not a curated record
CGGUGUGUGCACACAUGGGUCCGGGUAAAGUUUCGUAUCCUUCAGUAUUCGUGGUGGACAGUAGAAUGAAGCCCCCUCCGCUGCCCCCCAAGCCGGGCCGUAGACAGCGGAAGGAUGUGAUCCAGACUCUACUGGUGAUCCUGGUUUGUGUGGCUCUGUGUGGCAUGGCUGUGGAGGCCUGUUUCAUCUACCAUCUGUUCACAUCAAAGGAAAACUCGACAACUCCAGUUGAACCACAGAUUGGCAUGAGCAAACAAGAGAAAGAACAUGCUCUAACCCCCAAACAAAAACCGCUUGGAGAAAUGAAGCCAUCAAAACCAAUGGCACAACUGACAACUGGUCAGGAACCUGUAAAUGGAGUCGUGCUGUGGCAUGAGAAUCAUCAGUCCAUUCUUCACCAUGUCAAACACAAGGCAAAUGAGGGCAAACUCAUCAUAGAGAAAGAAGGAUAUUAUUCCAUCUACUCUAAGAUCAACUUCCAGGAGGACAACAUCAUAUUCAGCCACUCUGUACUCUGGGAAACACAUCGAUAUGUAGGAAACGAGAUUCUGCUUCUCCAGUCCUCGAGGUUACAUCCUAAACUCCCAAGGUUGAGAACCAUAGACAACAGCUACCUAAGCGGGGUUUUUCAUCUGUACAAAGGUGAUGCUGUCUUUGUCAGGGUGAAAAACUGUACACUUGUGUUGUCCAGUGCUGCUGAGAACUACUUUGGUGUGUUCAUGGUUUAGAUGGAUUCUGCAGUCAGACUGUUACCAUUAGACCAAUGUGCGAGUUGGGUAAGUUCACAGCUAGAUCUGAUGGAAGACUAAACUAUUAAUAAUCACAAUACUUAGUUUUCCUUUACAUCUGUACCUUUCAAGUAAUUUUUCUAACUGAAAACAAGCUAGAUACUUGAAUAAGAAGGAAUCAGACUUUUUCUUGUUCUUUAAAGAUAAGACGUUCAUUGUAUAGGAUAGAUGUAUAGGACAGGUAUUAUAUAUAUAUAUAUAUAUAUAUAUAUAUAUAUAUAUAUAUAUAUAUA